CACAGCGCGGGCUUUUAAAGGGACCGUUUCCACCGCAGCCGGUUUCCUGGUGGGGACUGCUCACGGUAAAGGCCGGGUAGCCCAGAGAGUCGGGAUCGAGGUGGUAGAGGAGAGGCAGGUCUGUGAUCCCCCACCCCCGGAAGUGGUAAGGGACAGAUCCUUUAAGGAGGAGUUGUGCCAUUACUGUUCCCGGGCAAUAAUGGGAUGACGGUGGCCAGGAGCAAGAGGGCGAGGGGUUAGGGAACUGCCCUUCCGAGUGGGGAGCUGGGGCUCUGGGAGAGGGAGAGGGAGAGGGACAGGGACAGGGACAGGGCAGUUAGGAGGGAUCACAGGUCCGGCUUGGGACAGCUACGCCUCCCGCCCUUGCGCUCCGCGCUCAGCAUUCCUACCUGCUGGGGUGCUCAGUCAUGGCCAGACCUGCGCACGGCUCGGUCAUUGUCCCAGACUGGCACGAGACAGCCGAGGGCAAGGAGUACCUUGCCUGCAUCCUGCGCAAGAACCGCCGGCGGGUGUUUGAGCCAGGAAUGCGGAAACAGCUGAAACCCUGCCCGCAACUGCUGACACCAGAGAUACUGGUGACCGAAACCUCACUUGGUGGUGGGCCCUCCGCCGGGCACUGGACACAGCGGCGGCAUUUCACUUCUCAGCAGCACUGUAGAGGCCCCGCUCUAGGCUGCUUGAGCGGCCACUGCUGUCUCCGCCUGUGGCCAUUGACACGGCCAGCUACAAGAUCUUUGUGUCUGGGAAGAGUGGCGUGGGGAAGACAGCGCUGGUGGCCAAGCUGGCUGGACUGGAGGUGCCCACGGUGCACCACGAGACCCCUGGCAUCCAGACCACUGUGGUGUUCUGGCCAGCCAAGCUGCAGGCCAGCAACCGGGUCGUCAUGUUCCGCUUUGAGUUCUGGGACUGCGGGGAGUCUGCACUCAAAAAGUUUGACCACAUGUUGCCGAUUUGACCAGUACAUGCACACGGACGUGCCUGAGCGGGACCUCACCACCUUCCGGCAGGCGUGGGAGCUGCCCCUGCUGCGGGUGAAGAGCGUGCCGGGCCGGCGGCUGGCGGAUGGGCGCACGCUGGAUGGCCGGGCUGGGCUGGUAGACGUUGCCCAUGUGCUCAAUGGCCUCGCAGAGCAGCUGUGGCACCAGGACCAAGUGGCAGCUGGCCUGCUUCCCACCCCCACAGAGAAGACCCCUGGCUGAGAGGGGGCGGCAUCAUGAGUGGCACCUGUGGCUUGCACACCCAACCCUCGGGUGGCCUAGGACAGAGGGAAGGACCUUCAGCCUGAGUGGGGCAGGCAUAUGGGCCCUAUCCUGAGACCUGGCGGGCAAGAGUCCCCACCCCAGAAGCACCUUCCUGAAGGAACACAUGACAGCAAGGUGGGGGCACAGGGCCCCGGAAUUCAGAUGUUUCCCGACCUCCCCCUGUCACACCCAUGGAGGCUGAUGGGGGCUCAGCAGCGUCCUGGAUCUCAGGCAACUUUGACCAAACCUUAUUAGUUGAGGUGACACCAUCUGUUCUAGCAGAUAAACCCCAGAAUCCCAGUGGCCCA
Chinchilla lanigera (long-tailed chinchilla) is the source of this 1549-nucleotide messenger RNA. RefSeq names its product REM2 and RAB-like small GTPase 1 (gene Cplane2). Bases 408 to 1199 code for a protein of 263 amino acids. Lineage: Eukaryota; Metazoa; Chordata; Mammalia; Rodentia; Chinchillidae. The record is from RefSeq and is a predicted model, not a curated record. The transcript is spliced from 5 exons. Gene Ontology annotation, molecular function: GTP binding; GTPase activity.